AUGGGCAGCUCUGGAGCGACGCGGCUCUCGCGCCUGCUGCAGCGCACGCGCGUGAGCACGUACGACCCUACGGUGCCGCGUGUGUACACUGCGCCUACCGCGCAUGCCGCGCGCGGCGACUGGGGCCUGAAGCGCCCGAUGCCGUCGUCGUGGCACGCGGCGCCGGACGCCCCGGCCCCCCAGCCCUUCCAAGGCGCCCUGCGCUAUGCCACGGUGCAGCGCCUCGACACCCAGCAGGGCCUGACCGAUUGGCGCGAGAGCGAGCGUGAUCCCCUGUUCCGUGCGCGCUGGCACGAGGCGGGUGCGCGGCUCAGCGACCGCUCGAAGCGCGACGGCCUCUCGAGCGCCGUCGGCGAGGAGGAGACGAGCGCCGCGCAGGGCCUGCGCCCCCGCAUCCUUUACGACGAGGCGACGCGCACCGAUGAUAAGCCCGCGCACGUCGUCUGGGGCACGAACCACGCCAAGUUCACCACCACCCCCGACCUGCUGCCGAACUACAAUGCAAUGUCCGAGCGCGAGUUCCAAAAGUUCCUGCACAAUGUCCGGCGCCAGCGCUCCAAGUUCCGUGCGGCGCUGGGCGCCGAGCGCCGUGCUGCUGCCGAGCACGCCGUGCUCGAGCAGCUCGCACGCAAAAAGGCCAAGGACAACGGCCCGGCGGUCGUGAGCGAGGAGGAGUACGCGGAGGCGUGCAAGGACGUCGAGACACCGGAUGUUGACCUCUGGGACGAGGCGCGCCUUCCCCAUGCGCCGCAGAGCGCCGCGUCCUUCUUCAAGACGUCGGCACAGACGCGCGCCGAUGCGCCCAGGAGCCAUACGCUGACGACGCCCGCGCAUGCCGCGGCGAUGCAUCCCCUGCACGGCCUGCAGUACUCGCAGCCGGACAGUGUGUACACGCACCUCCUCGCGGAGCCCGUGCAGGGCCAUGCGGUGAGCCGCGUCGAGGACGCGCGCCGCAGCCGCUACUUUGUCGGCGCCGACGCCGGCCUGGCCGUCGCGGCCGGUGGCCACGUCGCGCACCUCCCCCUGCAGCACCGCCAGGGCCUCGAUGUGGUGGACUACACGCGUGCGAACGCGUCGCGCGGCGCAGGCUACUUCCGUGUGCUGCACGCGUACCUCGACCUGCACGCGACGCCCCACGCGACGCGCCGUACGCCGCCAAACGUCGCUGCGACCGAGCCGGCGCUCGGCUACGUGCGUUCGCAGCUCAUGGCGCUGCGCCGCCCCGCGAAUGCGCCGCUGCCCGGCACGCGCGCAUGGAUCGAUGGCCCUGCGGCGGAUGCGCGGUCGUCCAGCGCUGCGCGCAGCGAGUCCGGCUCGCUCUUUGGUGCGCUGGCGCGCAAUGGCCGUGCCCCCGCGCCCCCCCGCGGUGGCGGCAAGCGCCAGCGUUUCCAGAAGCGGAAACGGGAUACGCCGUCGACGCACAAGGACGUGCAGAUGCUCGACAAUAUCAAAAACCUACUUUCGCCGCAAUAG
Malassezia japonica is the source of this 1473-nucleotide messenger RNA. RefSeq lists its product as uncharacterized. NCBI's taxonomy places the organism in Eukaryota, Fungi, Basidiomycota, Malasseziomycetes, Malasseziales, Malasseziaceae. The transcript has a single exon. Bases 1 to 1473 code for a protein of 490 amino acids. The record is from RefSeq and is a predicted model, not a curated record.